AUGGAAGGACAGUUUCGAUAUAUAUCAGACAGUUUUCAGUUCUGUCAAUCAAAAUCAUGGACACCUAUAAUGAACGUCUUCAACUUUCCAGGAAGUAAAGACACUGUGCCUACUUCCUGUCUCGAUGCGAAGUUGAAAGGUAUGGAUAAAGAAAAGGGGAAUGGAUUUUACUGGAUCAAUCCCACCGGAAUGGCAGACGCUAAGAACGCAUUUGUUGCAUACUGUGAUAUGGCAAGCGCUGGGGGUGGUUGGAUGUUGGCUGCGAAGAUAACCCAUGAUUUUGCUUGGAUUUGUCCUGAGCGCAAAGGAAAGAAUUGUUUUAAUUCUAACAUAGAUCCACUUCGAGCAAAUUUAUUUCAUUCCUCACAUGCGAGGGAUUUUAUUGAUCUGAGAAUUACGCAGGAUGAAAAUUCUGGAGUUCAUCUUACGAAGAGACUGAUUAGAAAGAUUUUUGAAAGUAAGUUUGGUAUUACGGUGCUGUUUCGUUUAUAUUGUGUUGUUUUUGCUUUUGUUUGUUUACGUCGUCGUCUCCACCGUCGUGGUUGUUGUUGCAGGUGUUGGUGGUGGUGGUGGUAUUGCUAGUGUUGUUGUUGUUGUUGUUGGUGGUGGUGGUGGUGUUGUUGGUGGUGUUGCUGGUGGCUUGGUGUUGUUGUAA
Paramuricea clavata is the source of this 655-nucleotide messenger RNA. The record is from the annotation of a GenBank genome assembly. Lineage: Eukaryota; Metazoa; Cnidaria; Anthozoa; Malacalcyonacea; Plexauridae.